Tripterygium wilfordii is the source of this 1861-nucleotide messenger RNA. Its product is annotated as zinc finger BED domain-containing protein DAYSLEEPER. The coding region runs from base 78 to 266 and encodes 62 amino acids. The record is from RefSeq and is a predicted model, not a curated record. The transcript has 4 exons. Lineage: Eukaryota; Viridiplantae; Streptophyta; Magnoliopsida; Celastrales; Celastraceae.
AUCACGACCAACGAAGAAUAAAGCUCUCCGCUGGCGCCAUAUGAGCAAAACCCUAAACCGUUCGAGUUUGAUCAUCGAUGGUGCUGUGGGCGUAUCCACCAACGCGAAAGCAACUCGCCAUAACGAUCGGGUUCCUCAUCACCGGGGCUUCACUUUUCUCCGCCGGAGCUUACCUCUCCUUUGCCAACAUCGCUCCUCAGCAAGCCCGUACCAAGGCCCGUAGCGAUUUCGUCAAGGACCGCCUUCGAAAGAUGCUGGACGAUUAGCUUCUGUUUCCACUUUUACCUAAUAAUCUUUUUGCGUUUUGUGGUACAUGUCAAUGGCAACUUCAAAUACACCUGUUGAUGCAGAUAAUUUUGAACUUGAAAGUGCAAGUGUGAAUCAAAGUAGCUCAAUAUUCAGCAAUGAAAUGACUUCGAGUUCAGAUGGUAAUGAGUUUACUCAGGAUGACUUUGAGAAAGCCAUUUGCAUGUGUGUUGUUUGUGGCAUACUUCCAAUUUCAAUUUCUGAGGAGCCUAUAUUCAGUAUUAUGGUGCAAGCCAUAGCGAAUAGUCCAGAGUUGGAUCCCAAUUUUGUUCGUAGAGCCCUUUGCUUGUUUGUUCUUGGUUGUGCCCUUCCUCUAUCGAUUUGUAAGAAACACGUAUUCAAACAAAUGAUGUGCAUCGUGAAUCCCCAAUGCAAAACCAUUUUAGAUGCAUUGGAUCUCUGUACCCUUAUGAAAGAUGCCCUUGGAAUUUGUGCAGAUAAAAGAAAGAUUGUGAUGGAAGAGUUAGCGAAAGCACCUGGUAGAAUAUCAUUUACUUUUGACAAUUGGGAAGAUGGUAGGCAAGAUGAGUUUCUACCAUUCACUUUUGACAAUUGGGAAGCUGAUAAGCAAGAGAAGUACCUUUGCAGACAGUAUAUGUGCAUCACAGCACAUUGGAUUGAUGCGAGUUGGGAGUUGCAAAGAAGAGUGAUUAGUUUCGGAACUUUACUAUAUCCAUUAGAUGGUCUUUCUAUCGCUGAGGAAGUGUCUUCGUGUUUGACUGGGUGGAAGUUGAUAACAAGGUUAUGACUCUGACUUUGGGUAAUCCAUGUUAUGAUGAAACUGUGAUUACGUCUCUUAAGACGCGCUUUCUUGCUAAUAGAUCCCUCUUAUCUAAUGGUGAUUAUUUUCAAAUUCGUGGUUUCUGUUAUAUUAUGAAUCUUGCAGUGGAAGAUGGUAUCAAACUCAUUGAUGAUAUUGUUCAGAAAGUUAGAGGUGUAGCAAUCCAUAUCCAAUGUGAUAUUUUGAAAAGAAAGAACUUUUAUGAGAUUGCAGAUAAUCGUUUUCAUUUGAAUACCAAGAAAAGGUUGCGUCCUGAUGAUGGUUAUAGAUGGGAUUUGACUUAUACAAUGCUUGAUCACGCUCUUUAUUUCAGGCCUGUUCUAGACCAUUUGGGACAAAAUGACGAAGAACUGAAAUUCUGUGAACUUUCUGCUGAAGAGUGGGACAAGUUGGCUGUUGUGCUUAAGUUUUUGAAUGUUUUUUAUGGUGUUACCAAUCGGUUUUUCUCCUCCAAACAGCCGACUUCAAAUACUUAUUUUAGGGGAAUAUGGGAGAUUCAGAUGAAACUACAACUAUUAGAAGCAGCCAACGGGCCACAUGAUUUCAUGGUGUUCAGGACUAUACACAUAUUUUGCAAAUGAUCCUGAAGAGUCAGAUGCUGAGGAUGAAAGUAAUGAAGAGAUGGAAGAUGAUGAAUCUGAGGAUUCGGCCACAGCCACUUAGGUAUCAGCUUUUGGAAUUAUGGCUUCUUUUGGAUGUAUUUUGUUUUUGGAUGUAGUAGUGAAGCAAGGAUUAUGGACAAAUUGAUGUAUUUGCGUCAUAUUAAUAUUAUGU